Messenger RNA from Tachysurus vachellii, 7730 nucleotides. It is a transcript of the gene shroom2b, whose product is annotated as shroom family member 2b. Gene Ontology annotation, biological process: actin filament organization. The transcript is spliced from 9 exons. The record is from RefSeq and is a predicted model, not a curated record. Bases 2100 to 5924 code for a protein of 1274 amino acids. Gene Ontology annotation, molecular function: actin filament binding. NCBI's taxonomy places the organism in Eukaryota, Metazoa, Chordata, Actinopteri, Siluriformes, Bagridae. Gene Ontology annotation, cellular component: adherens junction; apical junction complex; apical plasma membrane.
UAUCUGAUAUUGAGAAGUGAGUAUGUUCUGUCUGGUUUGCCAGAUUGGAUGUGCCCUCUGGCCAGUGAGCCGUGUUCUGAUUAUGCUUGCGUUUUUUUGGCUGCUGUCUCUGUAGUUCUAUUCAGCAAUUUGUCCAGGCUCAUGUCUGCUCUGUAUCCCACACACAGGCUGCUGAGGCUACAAAAUAACUAAAGGAUUACUCAGUUAAUGAAGAAUUUAACAAGCCACAGUGACAUCUGAAGUGUUUUCCCACACGAUUUUUUUAAGGAUGUGUCCCUGUGCACCCAUGUAGAAAGCUUACUAUUUACUUAAUGAAUGAAUGAAUGAAUGAAUGAACUUAUAACUCUCAGAAGACUGACUCGUGUAGCAAUUCGAUUGUUUAUAAGCCAUUAACCAACCAGAGAAGCAGAUUAUAGCACUUAUGACUGAACACCCACAGUUGCUAGAGCUAAAUCUCUAGCAUAAUCCCCCUACCCCCUAUUCACACACACACACACACCCACACACACAAAGUUUGUACAGUAAAUGGUGGCUGUGAUCCUAGUAUGGAGCUUUGCUUUGUUUAUGUGUGUGUUGUGUGUAGAAGGGAGUAUGGGGUAGUGGUUGAUUGUCUAUUGGUCAGCCUACAUUUCACUUGGCUUGUUGUCCUGAGUUGCUGGUGGGAAUGCUAUAAGAUUCUCAACUCCAGAAGGAUCUGGUGUUCAUGGGACUCUUUUAAAGCUUUAAUGCAUUCUAACAGGAUAGAGGAAAAGCACAAAUGUACUUGUAUCUAAUGCUAAAUGAGCACAUGUUUAUUUGCAGAACAUGAAAAUGAAGGAAUAGCAAAAUCUUAUGCAACAACUGUUUGGUAAGUGAGAUUUUUUUUGUAAGUCAUUAACAGUCCUUGGACUUUGGUCUCAUUGUAGGUACUCUGUAUUAUCAUGUCUGUUGUUUUACAAGGGUUUCUUCUGUCAGUAUAAAUGGUACAUUAUUUCAUUUUUGGGGAUGUAUUCUAAUACAUAAAAACUCUAUCUGUUUAUAUAAAUCAGGUCUUAUAACGGACCUGCCAUGGCAAAAAACGUUUAGGUGUUUAAUUGUCCUCCUUUACUUUAUUAUCUUUCCAAUUUUUUUUUUGCCGAUUAUAUAUUCGGUAAUCACCUAAAAACAAAAACCUUUAUCUUUUUUAAAACUUACAACUGGCUAUUUGGUCCUGAUUAAAAACUAAGCUUAACCAUUUGAAAAUAGAUUUUCACAUGAUCUGCUUUUCAAUUUAUGCCAAAGAUGAUCUCCUGUUUCAUACAUAGAGUUUUGGUGCAUUAUGGUCAUUUGGUGGCUUGCUCUGUCAUCUAGAUAUCUGGUGGAACAGUACUCGAUAACUCAGUCAACCGUUUACACUCUUCACAGUUGUGGAUAAAAUAGUAGACACCUGAUUCAUCUUCUUUUCCUUUGGACCAACACUUUACUGCUUUUUCGAUUCAUGGGAAACCUGCAAACAAGUACAAAGAAUGCCCUGUUUUAUAUAUCAAUAAGUUGUUCUGCCUUUUCCUGUAAUCACAAAACUUGAAGCUACUGUAGAAAGAAUGUGACAAGAUGAACAGAUCACAUUGCUCGACACACAGUACCAGCUUUCACACUUGACGUCACGUGGUUUGGUAGAAGGUGGUUCUUUGGACUGCUCACAGGCUUAGAAAUAGCUUUUAUAUUUCACCAGUGUACCAAAAAUCCUGAAAAAAAAGUUGCUUGCUGUAAAUACUGCAUUGGGAAAUUACCAAUUGAUUUGAGCAUUGACAGUCAAACUGUUUCACUGAACUUGUUCUCUGUCUUAGAUGAUUUUAUGAAGAUUUUUACAUUUUGUAAUGCCUUUUACAUUUUAUAUGUAAAUUUUACAUACCGAUCUGUCCACGAAAAUUAGUCAGUAGUGUAGUAUUCUAAAACACCUUCAUUUUCCUGUGGAAAACACCUUCAUUUUCCUGUGGAAAACACCUUCAUUUUCCUGUGGAAAACACCUUAACACUAAGUUUCAUAUUAACUAGCAUGUGGAAAUGUCAAAAUCUACACUUAUAUGAGCAGUUUCUCUUCCCUAAUGCUGUACAGGAACAAAGGAUAUUGUAACACAAGCAAUGCCUGCAGAAAGUGACAUACACAUGGCUAGGAACUUUCUAAUGAAGAUUGUGCAGAGUUCUAUGAGGAAGAACCGGGCCAAAGGGAAGAAUGAACCUUUAUGCAGACCUCAGUCCUGGCAUUCUUCCAACAUCUCCGAGAAUUCCUCAGAAGUUCAUGAGAUUGAAGAUAAUGCUGUGCUUGAACCUGUGUGGCAGACAAAGUGUGAUGCAGAUUCAUCAUCAAAUGACUUCAUUGGUUGUUGGAGCCAGACAAAUUUGCAGCGUGUGUCAUGCCAGUUCAGCUCAGUGGGCAACAUGGAACUUCUAGAGCACUCCUCUAACUCACCUUACAGUGAAGCAGAAAAUUUUGCAACCACAAGAGUUGUUGAUAAUCAUAACUCUGGAUUUAGGGGAUUUUCUUCUUGUACACCUGAACAGUGUUUGUCAGAAAGUGCUUCCACAACAGAGUGCACGUUUUUCCAGGGUAGCCAAAAGGAACACCGCAAGUACCUACAGAUUCCUGUGAGUAAUAAAGGGUGUAUCAGCCCUAAGAUUGAGGACCAGACCGGCUCCAGAUUCUACUCCUCUGGGAGGUUAAAUAUUAACCCUGUGUGGCAUGUUCCAGAGACAUCUUCAGUGGCUUACUCAUCAUCUCCAUCAGCUCCAACUUUACACAAUGACCGUUUCAUGACAACUAAAGUUCAUGAGACGGGACUAGGCAUCCCAUACUCACAUGGACAACCUGCACAUUCCCAUCAGAAAUCCUAUAGUAGAGUUACAGGCAGGCAGGCUGAUGAUUACAAUUUUAGUCAACAAGGACUCCAAUCACAACACAGCUACAACCCAACAUUUAAGAAAGAUUUUCUUCAGGUACACCCAUCAGCUGCGGACUAUUGCUCAAAUGAGCUGAAUACCACAAAGCUUUAUUCCUUAUCUAGUACUGAUGUAAGAGAAGGUCAGAACCCUUUUGCUUGUCAGCCUCAACACCAACGGCAGCGUAGUGAUGAAAGUCCCUUUUACCCUUAUACCAAGAGCAGGUUUGCACCCAAAAUGCAGAGUGAGGGCAUCUACUACCGCAGCCUGCAAAAUCUUCCCACUAAUAAGGGUUUCCAGAAGCAAACUGGAAGUGCAACUGGGUCUUUGUCUAGCACAAAUAUUGACAACAGCUCUGAUGGAAUGGCUAAUUAUCGGUACUAUUGCAUUACUUCUGAAGAGCCCACACAGGAGUUCUCAGAUGGGGUUGAAGAGCAUAAAUGUAGGCCAGAAUCAAAGCCAACCCACGGUAGCAGUGACAGGAACCCCGCAAACUAUCUAAGAACCAUAAAAUUAAAGUACCCUCUAACUUCUUUGCAGGCAUCUGAGAACAAAAGCUAUAAACAUACAGUCAGUCCUCCAAAAUUAGAAGCUUCAGGUCCAGCAACAGUGAAGACUAACUCUGUGAAAAAAGAGAAGGAAAAUAAAUGGAGGAAGGAUGGAUCAAUUUCUGAGAACCAACACAGCAACAACAUAGUGACUCAACAGGCAGAACAGAGCUAUUUUACCAGAGAACAUAAAGAUACCCAAAAUGGCCCUUGGAUAUCCAAGAAUGGACAUAAAAUCUGCCCUCAGAAGACCCCAUUGUUACAUUCUUUAGCUCAGGAGAACAGGAUUCUGGUUGAGAGUACCACGAUCUCAACAAAAGGGUGCUUAACGCAAGAAAAACCUGACCCUAUUAGUGGCAAGCAAGGAAGACGAAGUGACCGUUAUGCCACUAUUUUGCUCAAUGAGAUUCAAGAAAAGAGAGCCCAGCUGCAAAAGAGUCGGAGUGCCGCUACCUUAAAUUGUCCAGGUGAAUUUGAGGAGGAACUAGGGGCCUGGAAGUCCACAGAGACAUCAACAUCCUCUUCAGACGGAUCUUUUACAAGCACCUACAAGGACCACCUGAAAGAGGCACAAGCCAGGGUUCUACAGGCCACAUCCUUUAAAAGGAGAGAUCUGGAGCUCUCUGGGAAUGAAACAUUUCAUGGUCAUUUAGCCACAAAAUCAGAGUCUAACAAUGGAAAUGUCUCCCGCAUUGGAAGUCGAAAACGUUUCUCCCUGGACAAAAGGGUCCAUUCUUUCUCAGAGCCUGACAAGAUCAAUGAAGUAGGUGUAGGAGACAAAACCUCAGAACAAGCAACUCUUGGAUCUUUUGUAGAUACAUUUAGGUUCUUUCAAGGAGCUUCUAGACCAACAUUUUCCAAACCCAUCCCAAAGAAUUCCCAAUUCAACCCCAGUGAAAGCAUCACUGGAGGAGAAAACAGGUUUUCUUUGCUAGUGGAUGAAACUGAGAUAAAGUCUGCAAAGAAACAGCUGUUCAGUUCAAACAAAUGUUACACCACGCCUGAAGAGCAGCAGCGACUGGGCACUUUUGCAGAAUAUGAGGCAACAUGGAACUUGCAAAAGAAGACAAUAGGAGGAAGAACAUCCAGCAGAUAUCACUCUGCGGAGAACAUUUUGGAUUCAGGGACAGAAGAAGGCAGCAGUACAGUCUGCAUUCAUGAAAGGUCCAGAUCCUCUCCUUCAGCAGACUUUCAUGGGGAAAAAAUCAGUCUGUCAGCAGAGAAGCCGUUGGUAGCAACUCAUCCAGAAAACAUACUAGACCCAGAGACAAUUUAUAGUAACAGUAACCUGAUGGAGAACGCAACAGAGCCCAUCUCUGCUGUUAAAAACAUUCCUAUGAGGAUUGUCCAUGCAGAAGGCAGCUCUGAUACAGAAAAUAAGAAUGAUCUGGUUCCCAAUGAGUCACCUGGUGGUAUUGAUAAAGGUUUUACACACCAACUAAACCUACCCUGCUCUCCAGAGCAGCCUCCUUCCCUUUUCCAGGCCAUGCAAUUCAGUUCUUCUGAGGUCCAGAAGAUGGAAAACACAGAGACAGCGAAGCUGGGUGCAGCUCCUAUUGGCCUCUCUGAGGAGGAUGAGAAGACAGAAGAGUUAGCCAGAGACAUCAUGGGAAUGGAUAAGAGUCUGGUAGACAUUUUGGAUCAGAGCAAGAUGAAGACCACUAUGGACCUAAUGGAAGGGAUCUACCCUCAAGGAGAACAGAUUCUAGAGGGUCUACAGCAGAGGAGAAAAUCGGCUUCAAAACAGUCUCCUAAAACUACACCAGAGAAAGCCGAUGACAAAAUGGCCGCAUCCACCUCCCUAGCAACGAGCUCUUCAUACUACAAUACGUCAGCUCCUAAAGCCGAGCUCCUGAUUAAGAUGAAAGACAUGCAAGAACAGAUGAAGGACCAGGGCUCUGAAGAUGAACCUGAAUAUGAUCUGUCUAGUAAAAAGCAGGAGCUGAUUGACAGCCUGAGCAGGAAACUGCAGGUACUACGUGAGGCCAGAAAAAGUCUUCUGGAGGACAUGCAGGACAACAACACCCUGGGUGAAGAAGUGGAAGCCACAGUGCAGGCCAUUUGCAAGCCUAAUGAGCUGGACAAGUUCUGCAUGUUUGUCGGAGACCUGGACAAGGUGGUCAGCCUACUGCUGUCACUGUCGGGGAGACUGGCACGUGUUGAAAAUGCUCUUAAUAACCUGGAGGAUGGUGUUUCAGCUGAUGAGAAGCACACACUAACAGAAAAACGAAAGCUCCUGAUUCGCCAGCAUGAAGAUGCCAAGGAGUUGAAGGAAAACCUGGACCGAAGGGAGCGCCUGGUCUACGAUAUCUUGGCCAGCUACCUGAGCGAGGAACACCUUGCUGACUACCAGCACUUUGUUAAGAUGAAGUCGGCACUCAUCAUUGAGCAAAGAAAGCUUGAGGACCGGAUAAAAUUGGGAGAGGAGCAGUUAAAGUGUUUGAAGGACAGCCUGCCUCUGGAGCAGAGACUGGGCUACUAAACUUAAUUCAACUUCAUUUAUUUUGAAAGGUGACAGGUUGGCAUCUUGACUGUUCUAUAAAUAUGCAAGUAAUCUGCGAGGAAUUUACUCAGUAAAUAAAAAUAAUAUAUGUGUGUGUGUGUGUGUGUAUGUGUGUGUGUGUGUGUGUGUGUGAUGCAUUAUAGUUUAUUGUUCUGGAUUGCUGUGUCUUUGCAUCUUUUGAGAGGAAUAGGUCAGUGUCAAAAAUUAUAGAGAUUUUUUUACUGCAUUUAUUGAAUUUAUUUACUGCAUUUAUUGAAUUUAUUUACUGCAUUUAUUGAAUUUCCCUGUUAGAAAAGAAAGGACAAGAAGUCAAGAGGUUAAUGCUGAGGUCUGAGCUAAGAAGCUGAAUUCUGUCAAAUAUUAUGAAUUCAAAACUACAGCUGUAACACUCUCAUAAUUCAAUUCUUAGGAUUGGAGGGGUUUGAGAGAAAGAAAGCUUGAGUUUUAUCCAACAUUAGAGCAGUGAAAUGCUUUAGGUUUUCGCAUAUCCCAGGUUAUUAUGAGCCUGGGGUCAGAGCGCAGGGUCAGCCAUAGUGCGGCACCCCUGGAGCAGGUGAGGUUAAGGGCCUUGCUCAAAACCAUCACGUCCUCAAACAGCACGUCCUCAACAUACCUCAGAAAUGUUUUUGCGCCUGUAACUACAAUAACUUUAUGUAAAUGUCCACUGUAAGUUAGUUUAAAAGGGUUUUUUCUUGCUUUCUUACCACAGAGAAAUUUGGUGAAACUGUCCAUAGAAAUUGACACAUACUGUACAAUACAGAUGUAGUAGAUAGAAACAAAAAUGAAACCUCAUGACUGAGGGUGUGCAUGAUUUGUUAUUUAGCCUCUUCCUUCUUGAUAUAUCCUUGACAUACUUUAGCUGGUACAUUUAUAAGCUCUGAGAUUUUUAUUUUUUAUUUAAUUUAAUUUAAUUUUUUUUUUUUUUUUUUUUUUUUUUUGAGAAUGACCUGAAUGAAGUGGAUAAACUUCAUUUUAACAAUAUUGCUAUAUAUUGUGAAUUAAUAAAAUAAUAACAAUGUUUAUAAAUUAGUAAGUAUUAUAUUACAGAAUCUAAACCAUUGAAGGUGUAUAACUGCAUAUUUAUGUAGCUAUAUUAAUUUUUGCACUGGACUGCUGCCAGAUAAUUGGCUUAUUGCAAGCUGUAAAUUCUAUGAAUGAGCAGAGGUGCUGGCCACUAUUAAAUUGGCCAGUAGAAUAUGUAGAAUAUUUUAAGUAUGAAGUAGGUCAUGGCCUAUUUUAAGUAUGAUGCAACCUUGUUUCUUCCUUACAGUUGACUCCAAAAUUUUCUAAAAACUUCCCGGAGCUCUGCAUAUGACAGAGUCUUAAAGGGACAAGCUUCAGUCAAGUUACUGUGCAACCACAACAGACAUAGCACUUUAUUUAAGAUCCUAACGCACAGAUGAUGUACUCCACCAUCAACAUAAAACUCUGAACACGCCAAGCAUGAACUCGUGUAUUUCAAAUUUCAGCAUUAAAUGGGUGAUUAAGUAUUUUGGUAUUUUUUAAUUAGCACUUACAAAAAAGGUCUUGUCUGUUUGCUGUUCUUACUAAAUUACCACCGCGAAAGAGUUUUCGGAUUGACAGUAUUACAGUAUUCUUAGUCUGUGAUCUAGUAAACUAGUAGCAGAAGGUAUUUAUUGACAGAGACUUUGAAGUACUUUUGUAAGUCACUCAAACUAUAAAUGAAUUUUGUGUACAUUUACGUUAUGUAGACUUCCUAAAAAUGCCACACCUUUGAAACAAAUAAACUUUGUGUGACUUAUCUCAUAUGAUUUGUCAGAAUUA